CAAUUACACACCUAAAAACAACAAUAGGAAGAUACAAACAAACAAAUACCAAAUGAUUAGUACCAGAAGUGGUUUUGUGGAGAUUGCAGUAAUUUCAGCAGCUGAGAACAUGAGUCAGUCGAAGCUAGAUCACCAUGGAAAACCUGGAAGCACUGGACGACCGUUUCGUCCUAUUGUGGGACUCAUGAUCUCAACCAAUAAAAUUACUAUAAUAUCUACAGACUCCCGACACUAAUCAACAUAUGCUCACUAGUGCCUGGCUUCAAGAGGUAUUUCCUGGAAUUCUAGUGAGAAGCAGUGAUCAGUGGAGUUCAAACGAGUCUGUUGUAAGAUAAUAACUCACUGAAGAUAACAGUCGUUGUGUCGCUGAAUUUCAUGGAUUAAUUAAAGUUAGACAUUAACACUGUUGGAUUCAUAACCGGCUCAGUGGUCGAAUGGUUAGGCGCUCACGCUCGAGACUGAUAGAUCCUGGGUUCGAAUCCCACGAGGCGGAGUCGUGGAUGCGCACUGUUGAGGAGUCCCACAAUAGGACGAGUUGGCCGUCCAGUGCUUCCAAGUUUUCCAUGGUGGUCUAGCUUCAACUGACUCAUGAUCUUAACCAUUAAUAUUGGUGUAAGCAUUUAGUUAACUUCUAUUGGUUUAAAUUACAUUGAUACUUUUUUUUUAAAAAAAAAAAUUGAACCAAUCAAACGUUGAUCAUUUCAAACAUAGUAAUAACAUUUACAUUUAUAUAUCAUUCUUGUACUCCCUUGUUAUUCCAUUGUUCAAUGUAAUGACUGAUAAUCAUCAACUACCCAGUACUCGAAUCAAUUUAAGCCACAAAUCUAUAAAUCAUGAUGAAAAUGUGAAGAAGAAGAAGACGAAGAAGAAGAAUGUUUCAUUUAGUAAACUUUUUCAAUAUGCUUCCACUAGUAAUAAAUUAUUGAUUAUCAUUGGAAAUAUAUGUGCAAUAUUAUUGGGUAUAAUAUUCCCAGCUAGUAUAUUGGUUUUUCGUUCUAUGAUCAAUGGAAUGUUGAAUAGUUCUUCUUCUUCUUCUUCGAAUAAUAUAUAUGAAUUAUUGGGAUGGUAUUUCUUAAUGGCCAGUUUAAUAUUUGUAUUAUGUAUGUCAAAAUGUGUUUGUGUUGAAUUCUCUUCAAAACGUAUAGUGAAACAAAUUCAACUACUUUAUUAUCAGGCUGUUCUACAUAAAGAUGUAUUAUGGUUUGAUCAACAUUCACCUGGUGAUAUUAUAAAUAAUCUAUCAGAUAAUUUAAAUUCUAUUGAAUCUGGUAUUGGUACAAGAUUAAGUGAUUUCAAUCAAAAUAUGAGUGGAUUUUUAGCUGGUAUUAUUAUUGGUUUUAUUGUGAAAUGGAAAUUAGCAUUAGUUGCUUGUGCUACACUACCAUUUGUAGUGAUAGCUUUCUCUUUAUUUGGUAUUGCAUUUAAAUCAUUUCAUAAUAAAGAAAUUAAUGCAUAUUCACGUGCAUGCACAGUAUCAAAUGAAGUAUUAUCAUCAAUUAGAACUGUAGUUGCAUUCGGUGGUGAAAAACGUGAAUCAUUAAGAUAUCAAAAAGAAUUAACAUCAGCUGAAUUAAUGGGUAUUAAAAAAGCUACAGCAUUUGGUGGUGUUGGAGGGUGUAUAGGACUUGUAAUAUUUUCAUCAGCGGCUUUAGUGUUUUGGUUUGGUGUUAAAUUAAUUCGAGACGAAGAUGCUGAUCCUGGAGCUGUAAUUGCAGUUUUUAUCAAUAUUCUUCUAGGAAGUAUAUUUCUAGGCAAUGCAUUACCAAAUAUUCCUCAUAUUCUAGGAGCUGUGACAUCAUCCAAAGACAUAUUUGCUACAAUAAAUCAUGUUUCUGUAAUAGAGAAAAAUGAUACAGGCAAAAUUAUUCCAGAUUUUGAUGGAAGUAUUACAUUUCGUCAUGUGAAUUUCAGUUAUCCUUCACGUGCAGAUAUACCUAUUCUUGUCAAUUUUUGUCUAACUGUUAAAAGUGGUCAAACAAUUGCACUAGUCGGUUCUAGUGGUUCUGGUAAAAGCACUCUGAUUCAUAUGCUUCAACGUUUCUACGAUCCUACACAGGGUGAAAUUUUAAUACAAGGUGUUGAUUUACGUGAAUUAAAUAUUCACAAUUAUAGAAAUCAAAUAGGAUGCGUACAACAAGAACCUGUAUUAUUUGAUGGUACAAUACGUGAAAAUAUUAGACUAGGUAAACUUAGUGCUACUGAUGAAGAAAUUUAUGAGGCUGCUAUCAAAGCUAAUGCACAUCAAUUUAUAAUACGUUUACCACAAGGUUAUGAUACAUUAGUUGGUGAAAAAGGUAAUAGUUUAUCUGGUGGACAAAAACAACGUAUAGCUAUAGCUCGUAUAUUAAUACGUAAACCAAAAUUAUUAUUAUUAGAUGAAGCUACAUCAGCAUUGGAUACACAAUCAGAACGAAUUGUACAAAAAGCAUUAGAUAAAAUUGUGAAUAGUUGUACUGUUCUAAUUAUAGCACAUCGUUUAUCAACAAUUAUCAAUGCAGACUGUAUUAUUGUUCUUGAACAAGGUUGUAUACGUGAAAUGGGUAAACAUAAAGAAUUAUUAAAAUUAAAUGGUUUAUAUGCAACAAUGUAUUAUGGUCAAGAAAGGAUCGAUAAAGAACAAGAUGAUUCUACAGAUGAUGAAGACAAUUACAAUCAAAAUGAUGAAGCAAAAAGACAUUUAACUAAUCAACUUCCAUCUCCCUUUUCAAAAGAUGAUUAUUCCGAAUGUAAUAGUGUUACAACGAGUUCUUUACAUAAUAAAACUAUAGUAUGGAUUGCAACAAAUAUUAACACAGAGAUUAGUAGAGUUCACAAUUCUUUGUACUUGCGUCUUUUAAGCAUUAAUCAACCAGAAAUGACUUACAUUACAAUGGGUUGUUUCUGUUCAAUUAUAUCAGGACUAUUACAACCAGCUUUUUCACUUCUUUACGCUGAAGUUUAUCAGGUAUUUGGAUUACGUAAUAAUCCUGAUAAAAUGAUUGAAAGAAUUAAUACAGUUUCUGGUAUUAUGGCCGGAUUAGGAUUUGUUCAAUUGAUUGUUGGUGCUAUGCAGGGUUACUUAUUUGGAGUCGCUGCAGAACGUUUAACUAAACGUUUACGAUCAAACUUGUUCGACUCUAUGCUGAAACAGGAGAUUGGUUGGUUCGAUCGACCUGAAAAUCGAGCUGGUGCACUUACUGCAUUUCUGUCAACAGAUGCUUCAAAAGUUGCUCAAAUUAGUGGUUCCAGAUUGAGUACAGCACUUGAAGCUGUGGUUUUAGUCAUUGCUUCCCUGGUGAUUGGAUUUAUUUAUAGUUGGCAGUUAACUUUAGUUAUGGUUCCAUUCAUACCAGUAUUACUGUUAUCCUCUCGUGUAAAUAUGAAAAAUGCAUCAAAAAUGGAAGAUAAAAUUGUUACUAAGGGGUUAUCUAUUGCCAAAGAAUCAAUUAGUGCUCAUCGUACUAUGAAAAGUUUAUCAUUGGAAGAAUAUUUUUAUCAACGUUUUAAAUUGACUUGUAUUGAAAGUGCCAGUACACAUUUAAUAGAAGCUGUUAAAAUUGGUUUAGUUCAAUCGUUUGCUUUAUCUGGUCCCGUUCUUAGUUUAACUGCAUGUUUUGCAUUAGGAAAUUAUUUAAUACAACAGAAUGCUAUUUCAAUGAUAUCAUUGUUCAAAGUUUUUAUCACAUUUAGUAUGUGUUCACAAGCUCUUGGUCGAAUCACUGCAUUUACUACAAAAACAAAAGAAGCUGAAGAAGCUAUGAGACGUAUAUUCACUGUUAUCGAUCGUAAACCAACCAUAGAUACUAAUCAAGGUGAUCAGCCAAAAGAAACAUUCAGUGGUCAUAUUGAAUUUAAACAUGUAAAUUUUAGAUAUCCAACAAGACCUGAAACAAAAGUGCUUAACAAUUUUACAUAUUCUAUUCAACCGGGAAGUAAAAUUGCAUUAGUUGGUCAAUCUGGUUGUGGUAAAUCAACACUUAUACAAUUAUUACAACGGUUCUAUGAUCCAACAGAUUAUGGUUUAGAGAAUGGUAUAUUUUUUGAUGGAAUUAAUCUACGUCAAUUAGCUCCAUGUUGGAUAAGACGACAAAUUGGUAUUGUAUCACAAGAGCCAAUAUUAUUUAAUAUUAGUUUACGUGAUAAUAUUGCAUAUGGUGAUAAUAGUCGUAUUGUAUCAAUGGAUGAAAUUAUAGAAGCGGCAAAAUUAGCUAAUAUACAUGAUUUUAUAUUAUCAUUACCUAAUGCAUAUGAAACAUUAGCUGGACAAGAUGGUUCACAAUUAUCCGGUGGUCAAAAACAACGUAUUGCUAUAGCACGUGCAUUAAUUAGAAAACCAUCAUUAUUAUUAUUUGAUGAAGCAACAUCAGCAUUAGAUAAUGAAAAUCAACGUUUAAUACAAAAAUCAUUAAAUGAUGCCAUGGUAACAUGUACAUCGAUUAUUAUUGCACAUCGUUUAAAUACAAUUCAAAAUGUUGAUUUAAUUAUUGUUUUAUCAAAUGGUCAUAUUAUUGAAUAUGGUCAAAUGAAUGAAUUACUUUCUAAAAAAGGUGAAUUUUUUAAUUUAUAUCAAUUAGAUAAUACAAAAUAUGAAUAAAUAAAUUUUUUUUUGAUUUUUUUGGGAAAAAAAAGAAAAAAAGAAAACAACAACAAAAAUGCAAAAAAAGAUAAAUUAGAGUAUUUUUCUCAUUUUUUUCUUUCCUUUUUUCUUCUCUCUAAAAAAAAAUCCAAAAAAACAAAUAAACAAGCAACCAUUUGAAAUAACCCUGUUUUUGGUUCAUGAGAGAAGUUAAUCAUUCAAUGAAUUUUUAUUCUUCAUAAUUUCACAAUCAUAAUUACCGGUUUAGUUGUGUUUUUUUUUUGAAAAACGAACUUCUUAUUGUUCACUUUUAUUGAUCUUUUUCUUUUUCUUUUUUCUAUUCUUUUCAUGAUACUCAUUUUUGUUUUUUUUUUUUUGUUACCCUCUUUCUUUCUGCUACUUAUACAAUAGUUAUCAUUACAUUCACAAAUGUUCUGUGAUUAUUUAUUCAUAAAUAUAUCUAUAAAUAAGAUGUGAAAAAUAAAGCAUAUUGUUAAUAAACAUAGAUUGUGGUUAGCAGUGGAAUAUAGGAUGAUCGUUCCGUCCUAUUCAAGACUCGUCAGCUGAAUGUAUCUAUACCUCAGAGUUGAUGUUCACUCUGAGACUCGAACUCAGUAUCGUUCACUUCAAACUCCAUCACCUUAUCCACUUAGUUACUGAGUCCUGAUAUAUUAUUUUACUUAUUAUUAUAAUUUGUUUAAUGAUCAAUGAGGAUUUGGAUAAUCGCGUUGCUGAUGCAUAAAACUGAAUUUUGACCAAUCUUCAUUGGUCAAAGAUAUAUAUAUCUUGUAUAAACAUUAUUUAAAAUGUAUAUAUCGUGGAAACAGCGAGAUCGCAGAUGAUCGUUUAGUUCUACUUGACGCUUCACAGAUGAACGUACCUGAAUUCCAAUGUUGAUGCUUAUAUUGAAACUCGAACCUAAUGUGUACUGCUACCUAUGCUAAUGCACUAUACACUUAUCUAUUGAACAUAGUAAUCAAUAGAUUCAAAUAAUUACAUGCGCGUUCAAGCAUCGUAAAUAACAGUAUUUGGUCAAUGAAUCAGUAAUUAAGCAACCAGAAUAGUGAUAACGAUAUUUAUCAUUUUGACUGCUUUGAAGCUAGUAAAUUUUGAUUCCGGAAAUAAUCUUGUUACUUAAAUACAAUUUAAGUAGGUAAACGAUAAAUACAAAUUCACACAACCCGUUGUUCGUACAACAUCGAAUGUGUUUUAUUAAUUUCUCGUCAUGGUAGAUUUUCUCCUUGGUUGUUUAGAUACCGGCUUUCUAUCCUGUCAUUAGUCUCUCAUUCUUUAUAUAUAUAUACAAAAUGGUUUCUGGUAUUCUUUAAAAAAUUCUUCAACACUGGAGAGUACCUGAGAAAAUCGUCAACAUCAUCCGGACUUUAUACGACGAGCUACAUUUGCAAAGUGGUGCAUGGAAGACAGCUGUCAGACUCAUUCCAAGUAAAGACCGGAGUCAGAUAAGGUUGCCUACUCUCUCCUUUCCUCUUUCUUCUGGGGGUUGACUGGAUUAUGAAAACCUCGACAUCUGAGGGCGGAACACGAAAUAGAAUGGACAGGUUGGAUGCAACUAGACAAUUUUGACUUCUCAGAUUACCUAUCCCUUAUAUCAUACACAUCAACAAAUGCGCGUCAAGACAACCACUUUAGCAGAAGCUUGUUCAUCAGUAGGCCUCAUCAUACAGAAAGGAAAAAGCAAGAUCCUAAAAUACAACACAGAGAACACUAAACCAAUCACAGUUGAUGGAGAAACUGUGGAAGAGGUGGAAACUAUCACGUACCUGAACAGCUGCAUCAUCGACGAACAUGAAAGAUUUGAUACAGAUGCAAUGGCGUGAAUUGGCAAAGCAAGGACAGCAUUCCAACAGUUGAAGAACAUAUGGAAUUCAAAACACCUGUCCACAAGUCAAUAUCAAACUCAGAAUCUCC
This is a messenger RNA of Schistosoma haematobium, 6484 nucleotides long. RefSeq names its product Multidrug resistance protein 1, variant 2. Gene Ontology annotation, biological process: transmembrane transport. The coding region runs from base 773 to 4573 and encodes 1266 amino acids. Gene Ontology annotation, cellular component: membrane. The record is from RefSeq and is a predicted model, not a curated record. The transcript is spliced from 21 exons. Gene Ontology annotation, molecular function: ATP hydrolysis activity; ATP binding; ABC-type transporter activity. NCBI's taxonomy places the organism in Eukaryota, Metazoa, Platyhelminthes, Trematoda, Strigeidida, Schistosomatidae.